AUGGAUUCAAUUGAUAUAACUGAAGAAGAGAGUAACUCCCAAAAGACAAUAUUAAAGAAAAUUGACCUAAAAAUUGUUCCUCUUGUAACCUUUCUUUAUAUGAUAAGUUAUCUAGAUAGAAUAAGUAUCGGAAAUACAAAGCUGGAGCAUUUGGAAAGCGAUCUUGGGUUAACAGAUAAUCAAUAUAAUUGGGCUUUGUGUAGUUUCUUUUUUGGAUAUAUACUCUUUGAAGUGCCAUCAAAUUUGAUAUUAUACAAGGUUAAGCAACGACUUUCGAUCUGGAUUUCUGCGAUUUUGCUUGCUUGUGGAAUAGUAAUGAUACUUAUGAUUUUCGUAAAAAACUUCUUUACGAUAAUGAUAGCUCGUUUUCUCUUAGGUGUUUUUGAGGCAGUAUUAAUUCCUGGAAUGAUAUAUUAUAUUACAAUAUGGUAUAGACGAUCAGAACAAAAUUAUAGGGUGGGCGCAAUUCUUUCGGGUCCUACUUUUGCUGGUGCAUUAAGUGGAUUAUUAUCGUAUGCAAUUAUUAGUUUAUUAGAUAGUAAGGCAGGACUGAGAGGUUGGCAAUGGAUCUUUUUAGCGUGUGGCAUAAUUACAAUUAUAGUUUCUAUUAUUGCAUAUUUUUUAAUUUUUGACUCUGUGGAAAAUGUCAAAUGGCUUGACAAAGAAGAGCGAAAACGUGUUAGUACUGGAAUUAAACGUGACGAAUUACAGUAUACUGAAGAGAUAACUAAAGAUCUUAAAGUAUGUGUAUCGAUGUUUAUAUUUUGCGGGAUUUCAGUUGCAACUUAUUCUUUUUCGUUUUUCAUUCCCUCAAUUAUUAAUGGAUUCGUCUUAUCUCAAUUAUUAGUAGUACCACCAUUCAUGCUUGGAUGUAUUUCAGAAAUAGGUGUUGCAUUUUUAUCAAAUCGUGUAAACCUUCGUGGUCCUUUUGUGAUAUUAUUUGCAUCAAUUGGAAUUUUUGGGUAUGCGAUCGUUGGAACAAUACAAAGUAACGCGAUUCGCGCGUUUCCAUGUCGUGCGACUUCUACCACAUGGUUGGCGAACAAUAUUGCACCAUCCUUAAAACGUAAUAUUGGUAUCUCAUUGACGGUUGGUUCUGGUGGUAUCGGUGGUAUAAUUGCUAGCCAAAUUUAUCGUUCAGUGGAUUAUCCAAAUUAUACUUUUGGUCAUCUUAUUUCAUCAAGUUGUUUAUUUUUGGCUGUCUGUUUGAGUAUAAUACAAUUUGCAAUAUUAAAAAAUAAUAACCAGAAAAUGAAAGUACAAAGGAAAAAAAUUAGACGAGCUGUAUCAUGGAACUUGGAGUCGGGUGAAUUUGUACCUGACUUAUAA
Molecule: messenger RNA, 1329 nt
Organism: Dentiscutata erythropus
Lineage: Eukaryota; Fungi; Glomeromycota; Glomeromycetes; Diversisporales; Gigasporaceae
Source: the annotation of a GenBank genome assembly